AUGAUCACCCAAAUAAAUGAAAGCGACCCUCUAAAAUAAGAAAAUAAGUAGUAGAAUGAUCCUGAAGUUUCUUAUAUAUAGUUGUACAGGUUUGCUUCUAAAGUUGAUUAUGGUCUAAUGUUUCUCAGUAUGAUUGGAGCUAUUGGAAAUGGAUUAUCUAUGCCAAUAUAUUCAAUAAUUUUUGGUGAUCUCACUGAUUCUUAUGCAUAUGAUGACGACGACACCAAAAUAAAAAAGGCUGGAUUCAACACAUUGUAAAUAUUUUAUGGAAAUAUUAGAUACAUGUUGAUUUUAGGAGUAGGUACACUAUUAGUAACAUUUUUGAUGUAUGCGACAUUUUCUAUAAGUACAGAAAAUCAAACAAAAAGAUUAAGGAAAUGUUAUCUUAGCUCUCUCUUAAAAAAGUAAGUUAUGUGGUAUGAUUAAAUAAACACGAAUGCUUUAAAUUAGAAAAUAAACAAUGAAAUAUCUUCUAUUUCUGAUGCUAUUGGAGAAAAGACUAUGACCUUUACUUUUUCAUUUGCUGCAUUUAUAAGCGGUUUCUUGGUUGGGUAUAUAAAGUAUAAAUUGAUUUAAUAAAUUUUAGAGGUUGGAAAUUAGCUUUAGUAAUUACAUCAGCCUUACCACUCUUAGCAAUAACAAUAGCAUUAAUAGGUUUUUCUGCAUCUUGGAGGGAAUAGUUUACAUUAAAAUCUGAUAUUGAUUCAUCAGCUGUGGUUGAGGAAACAUUAAGUUAAAUCAAAACAGUAAAAAUGCUUGAUGGAGAAGAUUUCGAGUAUCAAAGGUUUAAGAAGAUCAUAUAACAUUCAUCAAAGACUAUAAUUAAAUUUGGAUUAUAUUAUGGUUUAUCAUUUGGAUCCAUGUAGGGAUUUCAACAAUGGACUUAUGCAUUAGGUAUAUUUUAUAGUGGAUAAUUAGUAUCAAAUUAAGUAAUAAUAAAUAUUAAUAUUUUAAUAGGUUGAUAUAAAUUAUACAGGUCCCAUAUAUACAUCAGGUAGUAUUUGUACAGUAUUCUUUGCAAUUUUAAUGGGAAGCUUUUCAUUAGGAUAGAUUGGCCCUUGUUUGUAAAGUUUUGCUAGGGGGAAAUUGGCUGCUAAAGAAGUUUUUAAGAUUUUAGAUGAAAAACAAAUUAAAGAGUAGAAUUAUGAAACAAUAAAUAACGAUAGUUUAAAUGGUUAAAUUUAGUUUAGAAAUGUUUCAUUCACAUAUCCAACAAAAUAAGAAGUUUAAGUAUUAAAAUAAGUGAGUUUCUCAAUUCCAUAAGGAAAGAAAAUAGCAUUUGUUGGAGAAAGUGGAUCUGGAAAGUCUACUAUUGCUUAAUUAUUACUUAAAUUUUAUGAGAUAGAUAGUGGUACAAUUUUGAUAGGUGAAGAUGAAAUACCUUUGAGUUAGAUAGGAAAAGAGUAGUUUAGAUAGAAAGUUGCUAUUGUUUCUUAAGAACCUGCUCUAUUUGAUACAACAAUAAGAGAAAACUUAAAAUUAGGAAAUAAAAAUUGUAGUGAUGAAGAGUUAAUAGAAAUGUUAAUAUCAAUGAAUGCAUCAGAAUUAAUAGAGCAUUUAGAUACAAAUGUAGGAAUUAAUGGAAAUUAAUUUAGUGGAGGUUAAAAAUAGAGAAUUGCAAUAGCUAGAGCAUUGUUAUAAAAACCAGAAAUUUUGAUUUUGGAUGAAGCGACUAGUGCAUUAGAUAGAACAAAUGAAUAUCAAAUAACGAAAACAAUAGAUGAGUAAUUUACAAAUUUAACCAGAAUUGUUAUUGCUCAUCGUUUAAGUACUAUUUAAGAUAGUGAUUUAAUAAUUGUAUUUUAAUAAGGAUAGAUUGUAGGAUAAGGUACACAUACAGAGUUAUUGUUGAAUUGUUAAUAAUAUGCUUAUUUGAUUUCAAAAUAAUAAACAAAAGAAGAUGCCGUUAUGUUACCAACUUAAGUGAGUAUAGAAAUUGAAUCAGUUAAAAAGAGAACAGAUAGAACACCCAAGAGGACAUAAAUUUUUGAUAAUUAUCAAUCUGAAAAAUCUAAGAUUAGAUUGAUAGAUACAUAAAAUGAAAUUAUUAAGUUGUCAAUAGUUAGAUAGGAAACAUCAUAAAAAUAAGAUAAAGUAGAAAUGAAUGAAAAAUCAUUUAUGUAGACUUUGAAAGAUCUAAUUUUACUUAACUAUAAAGAAAUCCAUUAUUUAAUUAUUGGAUGUAUAGCAGCCUGUGUUAAUGGAUCAAUUUAUCCAUUAUUUUCUCAGGUGAUAGCAGAAGUGAUUGAAGCCCUUUUAAUUAAUAAUCCUCAAUUCAAUAUAGAAAAUAGCACACCUGAUUAGAUACAAUAUAGAGUAGAUGCUUUAAAAGAAUCGAUAUUAAAAUGCGAAACUAACUUAUUUAUUUUAGGAUUUGUAUACUUUAUUUCAACAACAAUAGAAUGCUUUUGUUUUAGUGUUUAUUCUGAAAGGUUGACAAUUAGAAUGAAAUUAGAAAUGUUUCAUAAAUACUUACGAUUACCUGUAGGAUUUUAUGAUAAUCCAAAUAAUAAUGUAGGAUUUUUGACUACUCGAGUUAAUACAGAUUCAAGAACAGUAUAAUAACUCUUUUAAAAUAUUGUUGGAUUUAAGUGUUAAUAUUAUGCAGCUAUUUUUGUAGGAUUCACUUUAGCAUUUGUUUCUUCCUGGAAAUUAACCUUAUUAGCAAUAGGAAUAGCUCCAUUAUCUUAUUUAGGGAGUAAAUUAAGUUCAAAGUAUGUUGUAGGUUCAUAAUAAUCAUUUUGUGAAUAAGUAUAUGUAACAAGUAACAGAAUAUUAAUGGAAACCUUAACAAAUAUACGUACUGUGUAUUCAUUAAGAGCUGAGAAUGUUUUGGUUGAAUAAUAUACUAAACUUUUAGAAUAGCCAAGUAAAUAAGCUAAAAAACUUGGAGCUUGGAUUGGGGUUAGUUCAGGAUAUGCAUAGAUGAAACCAUUUUUAGUUAAUGGAUAUCUUUUUUUUAUGGGAACUCUUCUACUUUAUUAUGAUGAUCUACCUGUACUAGGAAUCUAUUAGACUAUUUUAGCAAUUAUAUUUGCAGUUGUUGGAGGUGCCAAAGAUAUAUAUUUUCAAUCUGAUAAUAAUAAGGCUAAAUAAGCAAUUAACUAUUAUUUUAAUUUAUUAGAUGUUGAGGAUGAAUUGUAAAAAGAGGAUAAAUUAAAAUCAUAAAAAUUGAAAGUACCUAUUCUAGGAAAUUUGGAAUUCAAAGAUGUUACUUUUAGUUAUCCACAGAGACCAAAUAUAUUUGUACUCAACAACUUAAAUCUCAGAAUUGAUGCGUGUACUACUGUUGGCUUUGUUGGUUCUUCUGGAUGUGGUAAAUCAACAUUGUUUUAACUUUUAAUGAGAUUCUAUGAUGUUGAUUCUGGAGAUAUUUUAUUAGAUGGUAAAUCUAUUUACGAUUUUGAUUUAAAAUAUUUAAGGUAACAUUUUGCAAUUGUUUAACAAGAACCAUAAUUAUUUAAUGAAACAAUUUCAUACAAUAUUCAAUAUAAUAUCAAAAGUAUAACAUAAGAAGAUAUUGAGAAUGCAGCUAAACUUUCACAUGCUUAUGACUUUAUAAUGCAAGAAGAUUUUGGAGGUUUUUAAAAAAAGGUAGGCAGUAAAGGAAGUUUGAUUUCAGGUGGAUAAAAAUAAAGAAUUGCCAUUUCAAGAGCAGUUCUAAGAAAUUCAAGUGUAUUUUUAUUUGAUGAAGCUACAAGUGCAUUAGAUUCUAAUGUUGAAUCAAUGGUUUAAAAAUAAUUAGAGGAAUAUUUGAUUGGAAAAACAGCCAUUGUAAUAGCUCACAGAAUAUCAACUAUUAAGGUAUAUAAUUCGAAUAUUAUUUUAGAACUGUAAAGUUAUAUAUGUUUUUGAUAAAGGUUAGGUAAUUGAAUAAGGAGAUUAUAAUUAUCUUGUAAGUUAAAGGGGCCAUUUUUACAAUCUCGAAUAGGGACUUCUUAAUUAAUAUUAAGAGAAUGAGAUUAGCUUCUAAUAGGAUGAUGUUAAAGCAUGA
Messenger RNA from Paramecium sonneborni, 3994 nucleotides. NCBI's taxonomy places the organism in Eukaryota, Ciliophora, Oligohymenophorea, Peniculida, Parameciidae. The record is from the annotation of a GenBank genome assembly.